Molecule: messenger RNA, 2767 nt
Organism: Achroia grisella
Lineage: Eukaryota; Metazoa; Arthropoda; Insecta; Lepidoptera; Pyralidae
Gene: Serinc
Product: probable serine incorporator
Exons: 11
Coding region: 178-1527 (449 amino acids)
Cellular component (GO): membrane
Source: RefSeq, a predicted model, not a curated record
CUUCUGUCUGACAUCUAUUGUUAUAUUAUCGUUUUAUAAGUGUAUUGAUUUUAUUUUUCUCGUCUUAUUCUUCUAUUCUAUUCAUUCUUAUUUGAUUUGUUAAAUACUAAAAUUUCUUCUACAUUGUAUGGUUAUCUAAUUAUCAUUAGCGUGAAGUAAAUAAAUAAUUGCACGAUUAUGGGUGCCGUUUUGGGCCUUUGUUCUGCAGCUCAGCUAGCAUGCUGUUGUGGCAGUGCAGCAUGCUCCUUAUGCUGUUCAGCAUGUCCUUCAUGUGCCAACUCUACUUCUACCCGACUUAUGUAUGCUGUUAUGUUGAUGCUAGUGAUGAUAGCAGCCUGUGUCACCCUGGCACCUGGCUUGGAAAAUGAACUGAAAAAAGUACCAUUUUGUAAAAAUUCUACAAGUGUACCAGUACCGGGAGAUCUAACUGUGGAUUGUAAUAAUGCUGUUGGAUAUCUUGCUGUGUAUAGAAUUUGCUUUGCCGCAUGUCUAUUUUUCGUACUUAUGGCAUUAAUUACAAUUGGCGUAAAAUCUUCCAAAGAUCCGCGAGCUGGAAUACAAAAUGGAUUUUGGGGCAUUAAGUACCUAUUGGUGAUCGGUGGCAUAAUUGGCGCCUUUUUUAUACCUGAGGGGCAAUUUGGUCCAACUUGGAUGGUGUUUGGAAUGAUUGGUGGCUUCUGUUUUAUUGUUAUUCAACUUGUUUUGAUUAUAGACUUUGCCCACACUUGGGCGGAAAGAUGGGUCUCAAACUACGAGGAGAGCGAAUCGCGCGGCUGGUACGCAGCUCUGCUCACCGCAAUGCUCGCAUGUUUCGCACUUGCACUCACUGGCGUCGUGCUGUUGUACGUCUUCUACACUAAAUCUAAUGACUGCAGUCUAUCGAAGUUCUUUAUCUCGGUUAACCUGAUUUUGGUGGUGGUAGCCAGCGGGAUCUCCAUCCUUCCGUCAGUGCAAGAGCAUCAGCCUCGGUCAGGUCUACUGCAGUCUUCUGUUGUUGGCCUUUACGUGAUAUAUCUGACUUGGUCUGCUUUAACAAAUGCGUCCGCAGCCUGCAAUAGUGUCACUGGAAAUCAGCAGUCAUCAUUCGAUAAGCAGUCAAUCAUCGGAUUGGUCAUCUGGGCAUGCAGUGUUCUCUACUCCAGCAUCCGCACCGCAUCUUCCUCAUCUAAGAUCACUAUGUCCGAGCACAUUCUCGCCAAAGAAGGCAGCACAGGUCAAGGAGGGCUUAUAGCUAACGAAGAAGGAGCCGACGGUGGCGAAGCAGGACGCGGGGGCGACGAGCUGAAAGUUUUCGACAACGAAGGCGAAGGCGUCGCAUACUCUUGGACUUUCUUCCACGUGGUGUUCGCGUUGGCCACCCUUUACAUUAUGAUGACGCUCACCAAUUGGUACAAUCCACGCUCGGAACUGUCGAAGGAGAAUAUGGCAUCAAUGUGGGUAAAGAUUACCUCUUCGUGGCUCUGCGUGGGUCUUUACAUCUGGACCUUAGUAGCGCCUGCGAUCUUCCCCAACCGCGAAUUCAAUUAGGUUUUUUUAACAACUUAUUGUAGUGCGAUAUGCGAUUAUUGAAAUAGAUCUCAUGGCAUCAAUCAAUCAUUGAUAAAAUUAGCAAAGGGCUGGAUUAUGUAAUUCAAUUGCUAUUCUCCUUGCAACCAAUUUAUCCGAUGUUGCAAUUGUAUAUGUUAAUUUCAUAUGGAAUGCAAAAUAAAAAUACAGCGAUUUGAUAAAAUGUGUAAUGGAUAAGCAAUACGAUUACACUGAACGCAAUAUGCAGUUGACUAAAAAAAGACGACGCGUAAGCUCUGCUCUGUAGCCUGCCUCCCCUCCAGACUCCCCGCCUCAUUGCGUCUUCCUAAUGCAGAAGUUCCAGUUCAAGCGAUAUGUAUUAAUGUAUUACUAUAUUACAACAGUAUAUGUAUUACUUGAAUUUCGGUUACGGCUCAAUAGUCUUAUACAAUAAUAUAUAAUACAUUAGUCGCAUGAAUGUUCCUAAGUAUUCUAGACAAGAAUUAUUAGCAACGGCGUUGCAUAAUCCCGUUAUUUAUUCUCAUACUCAUUCACACAACCCACUAGUUUCAUCAUUUAGGCAUUAUUUUUUAUAAUUUUGCUAAGUAAAUAUGAUUCUAAUAACUGUAAUGUAUUUUUUAAUAUUUGUAAAGAUACAGGGUAGAAUAGAACAUGCAACAUAACAAUACAGUACAUUAUAACUCAUUUCAUAAUAAGGUUUUUUACUUUAUAUAUGUGCUUAGAAAUGGGUAUUCAUCAAAUCAUGCACUCAUUAUUUGCUGUUGUCCCAUACAGCUAUACAAAUUUUAAAAAAUGCGUCAUUAACACUUGAACAUAAUUUUUUAUACUUGACUUAAAUUAACUAGUUUCAAAUAUAUCCACAUAUUUUCAGUAAUAUCUGUUAUACUAUUCUACCCAGCAUAAUGUAGUAAUAAUUAAGUCUUAAUAUAAAUUAAUUGUGUAUAAAAUAAUUAGAUGUCCUAGAUAUUAACAGGUUUCCUGUACACAACUUUAUUCCGCCGUUUUAAUUUAAUAGCCAUUUUCAGCCAUAAUGAAUCGAUCACAAGUUUUUUCUUAUGAAAUUAUUUUUUUAUUAAACUUAAGACAGAAUUUUUACUUGUAAAUAUGAAAAUCACUCAGUGGACAGGGAGCGUGUUAGCAUUAUUAUUCUUGUAUAAUUUACUAAAAACUUUCAUCUUUACUUAAACACUUCAAUUAUAAUCAAUAAAUAUCUACCAAUCAACCAGAACUUUCUCAUUUC